This is a messenger RNA of Drosophila ananassae, 3977 nucleotides long. RefSeq names its product nose resistant to fluoxetine protein 6 (gene drd). Gene Ontology annotation, molecular function: acyltransferase activity, transferring groups other than amino-acyl groups. The record is from RefSeq and is a predicted model, not a curated record. The coding region runs from base 283 to 2718 and encodes 811 amino acids. Lineage: Eukaryota; Metazoa; Arthropoda; Insecta; Diptera; Drosophilidae. The transcript has 8 exons.
CCUGAGCGGACUUCGUAUGCUCGGCGGCAUUUGGACAAUCAGUUGACGUUGAAUGUUUCGUCUUGGCGGUCGCUGAAAACAAACCGCUGGCAGAAUCUUCGAUCGGGCCGAAGACCCCCCAAUCACAUAGCUUCUUGGCUAAAAUCUAAAAUAGACCAUUUUUUUCUGGUGUUCUGUCAGUUGUUCCUGAGUGUUCUGUGCGUGUAUUAUGUGCCAGAGAAGUGGAAAGCUUUGAAAACGAAUUCGAGUCUAAACGAAAGGGUGUCCUUUUUUGGUCCUAAAAUGUCCUGGCCAACUCUGGUCUUCGUCCUAGCCGUGGCCCUGGGCCUCGGCCAGGCUCUGGAGAGCGUGGUUCAGCCCACCUGUAGCCUCAAGGACAACUGUAAUCUGGGCGAGAACCUCCUCACGAAUCCUGGCGGGGCCGAUGGCUCCGUCGACGUGUCUGGCGACAAGCUGGAGAGCAAGAUAGCCUCCAUCUUCGAGGAUAAGGUCAACUACAGUCUGAAGCUGUUUGCGGACGACGCCACCACCACGAUCCUGGAGUAUCAGACGGCCAAUCUCAGCGACCUGCACGCAGGACCUCUGGGGAACUUUUCGAUCCACCAGCUGGAGAAGAGCCUGGAGGAGGACGACCAGGUGGAGGAGGAUGAGAGAGUCUAUCUGUACAACAUUGGGAAGCGAUUCCUGGCCAUAACCCAGCCGUUCGAUCCUGCCAGGAACCCCGACGCCUCUUCGCUGUGUCGCCGGCAGAUGCGACAGUAUCUGAGCGCCUUGGACAACUUUGAUCUGUGGGCCUUGAAAAUGCACGACGCCAGCGGAAAGCUGAACUCUGGCAUUUUGAACGGCAACAUCAAUCAGCCGGGAGACUUCGACCAGUGUAUGGGCAUCCAGCAGCCCAUGAGGGAGCAGGAUCAGGAUCAGGAUCAGGAUGGGGAGAACCUUCUCCGGGGACAGUACUGCCUCGCGUACGCCCAGCCAGUCCUGCCCCACAAAUCGAAGCGCCUCCAGAGCUUCUUCAAGCUCCUCCAGUCCCACGGACCCUUCAAGAGCGAGUUCAACGACCCCGGACACCGUGUGCCCCGCUACUCCCUGAUCAACUGGGGCAUCUGCGUGCCCUCCGGCUGCUCCGCCCGCGACGUGGAGUACACCGUGGCGGAGUAUCUGGCCAACCAGACGGCGUCCACGGGAAUCACCUUCAAUGUGCGAGUGGAGCCUCAGAUGUGCCAGGUGCGUGAUCAGCGUCCCUGGGACCGGAACACCACCUGGGCGGUGCGGUUCUUCCUGCUGGUUCUCUCCAUCGCAGUGCUCUCCACCAUCUACGAUCGCUCCACCAAGUCGCAGCCCAAGCAGAAUGCCUGGUGCACGGCCUUCUCGCUGGACAAGAACCUGCGCUGGCUCUUCAGCACCAGCAGUGCUCCCGGAGACAUUGAGGCGGUGCAUGGCAUCCGCUUCCUCAACGCCAUGAUGCUUAUCUUCUCGCACAAGUCGAUGGCCAUGUUCUUCAACCCGUACAACAACCGGACGGCCAUGUCCGAGAGCCUGGGCCAGCCGUGGACGGUGAUUGGACGGGCGGCGUCGCUCUACACGGAUCCCUUCCUGCUGUUCAGUGGCAUGCUCACGUCCUACUCCCUGUUCGGCCGCCUGAUGAAGCAGCAGCCCAUCCGGCUGAAGAACGAGUACGUCAGCCGGCUGAUGAGGAUCGUCCCGCCGCUGGCCGCCCUCAUCCUGUUCUGCACCUACGUCCUGCCGCUGUGGGGCAGCGGGCCGCAGUGGAACCUGGUGGUGGGCCACCACGCCGACAUCUGCAAGAAGAACUGGUGGCGCAACCUGCUCUUCAUCCACAACUACUUCGGCUUCAGCGAGAUGUGCCUCACGCACACCCACCACCUGGGCAUCGACACGGAGCUGUUUGCCGUGGCGCCCCUGCUCAUCCUGGGGCUCUGGCGCUGGCCCCGCCGCGGACUGGCCUUCCUGCUGCUCCUCUGCACGGUGGGCACGGCGGCCCGGUACUACACCACGAUCGUCAACCAGCUCUCCAACUACAUAUACUUUGGCACCAACAUCCAGCGCCUGUUCCGGACCGCCGACUACAUGUACUCCUUCCCGCCCCACCGAUCCACCGUCUACAUCAUGGGCAUCCUGCUGGGCUACGUUCUGCGCAAGUUCCAGAACGCCAAGCUGAGCAGCCUACAGCUGCGCCUCGGCUGGCUGGGAGCCACCGUCUGCCUUCUGGCCUCGCUCCUGGGCCCCGCCCCGAUGGGCGACAUCAACUACGUGUACAACUCCACCCACGCAGCCAUCUACGCCGCCUUUGCGCCCAUCGCCUGGUGCCUGUUCUUCUCCUGGAUCGUCUUUGUCUCGCACAACGGAUACAAAAAUAAACUCACGAAGCUGUUUGCCUGGCGCGGUUUCCAGGUGUCCACAAAGCUCUCGUACGCCAUCUACCUGACGCAGUUCCCCGUCUUUUUCUUCAACGUCGGCCGGAGGCGUCACAUCCACCACUACUACAACUUUGUCUCGAUAAUCCUCGACACCAACGAAUUCAUCUCGAUCUUCCUGGCCUCCGUGGCCCUGACGGUGCUCUUCGACGCGCCCUUCCAGAACCUGAAGAAGCUGCUCAUCAAGCGCCCCGCCGCCACCGCCCUGGCCCCCAAGGCGGAGGAGGCCGCCCCAACGACACAGCCCAUCACUGCCCCCCUCCACCCGCACUCCGAUUAGUCCUGCCCGUCCGACAGCUUCUAAUCUUGUAAAUGUCUCCCUCUGUAGCAUUUAGUGGCAACUAGGAUUAAGUCCGGUCCAUUCCCCAUCCCUAGGCUUAGUGGAACGCUUUAUACUUUGUAAAUUACUGUACUGUUAGUCAACCAUCAACUAUCUUGCUUGCUAGACGGGUCUGGGACUUGCGCCGGGAGCCUGGGGGCGCCGCCUCCGGGGCCCAGGCCGACCUGCUCGGACCAGGAUUCGUAGAAUACUUACUUUACUUUAAGCCAGGUCGAAUGUCAGUUUUUUUUAUGGUAAUUUAAUAAAUAAACUUAAACAUGUUACAAAAUAAAAUAGAUUGUUUUUGUAUCCAGAAGAUGUAGAACUGGAAGAUACUGACGCCCUGAAAGUAUGCAACGUUGGAGACUUCACAUCCAGAAACUAAAAAGAAACAAAUUCCGCGCUCCCAAUUGUAUCUAUUCUGCUGUUUCGUUCAAGUACAUAUUUCCAGGCUAGUUUUUUAUGAAUAUUCCUAGUUGAUGGCCAAUAUAUACUGGCCAAGAGUGGAAAAACUGCAUGCCGGAACAAGGCACAUGGAUCUUUCAUUCAUAAAUAUGUGAACAGAAUCUAAACUUCUUCAAGAAGAGGGUUCGGAACACAAUCUUCCUAAGUAUCUCUUAAACGUGGGCCCAGUGCUUCAGAAGUCUCUGGAUGAAAACAAACUGAAAGCGCGGAAACACAUGGGGCCCUAAGGUUAAGUAUACCCACAAUUUAAUGGAAACCGCAGCCAUUACAUGGCACUCUCCACACGCCCAGCUAGCGAGGCUCUCGCCUGGCCGCUUGGGAACUGUAAGGAACACGUCCCUCCACUCACCACAUGACUGGCAAUAACUCAUGGAACGUGCUUCCGCCGCUGCCCGUGGACCCAGCCAGUACUUCCACUUGGCUUAUGUAAACUCCUUGGUGCGCCUGCUCCGUCGGUUCCUCCUUUCCAUGAGUUAUUGCUGCCGUGUGGCGAGCAGUCGACGCGCGCAGUCCCAGAGUCCAAGCACUAGCAUUAGAGCCGCCCAGCUGGCGGGCUUUCGGCGGUUUCACAUUAAAAAAAAAAAGGGGGUACACCUCUGUCGGGUGUCGGUUGUAGCUGCUUUGCCGCACACUGUCGCACUUCAAAAAAAUAGUCACCGUGGUUCACUUAAUAAAAAAAAAGUUUCAUUUAUUAGCUCGAGCUUUUAUUAGCUUGCUGCACUGAAGAUUUUGAGUCGCCGCUUCUGAUGGAAAUG